Coccinella septempunctata (seven-spotted ladybird) is the source of this 1060-nucleotide messenger RNA. RefSeq names its product calcium-binding protein E63-1 (gene Eip63F-1). Lineage: Eukaryota; Metazoa; Arthropoda; Insecta; Coleoptera; Coccinellidae. The transcript is spliced from 5 exons. Bases 456 to 962 code for a protein of 168 amino acids. The record is from RefSeq and is a predicted model, not a curated record. Gene Ontology annotation, molecular function: calcium ion binding; enzyme regulator activity.
UUGUACAUCUUCCAUGAAACACUAAAUGCGAAUGACUCAUAACGUUAUGGAAUAAUUCUGCUGAUUAACUACAUUCAUUCAUUUAAUUUGAUCUUGUAGGACGCUAAACAACGGUGCAAGAAUUUCUGUUUUUGGUCAAUUUGAACCCGUUCCUUUUGACUGGUCAUCGGUCCCCCGACCAAUUUGGUUUCGUACGCGAGAUCACGACUUGAAGCACAUUCGACGAAUAUUCAGCUGUCAUACUGCCAAAUAUUCGUACCUAUGGAAACGUCGUAAUCAAGAGACCAGUGGGAAAAUUAAGACAACGGAGAAUCGCGAGCGCUAGUGACAGAAUAAUCUAAUGACAAACAAACGAUAGUCGCGGCCGUCUUUGAUGCUGAUAAAUCAUAAGCCGUUAUGAUGUAAAUCAAGGUGAUAGUGUUGUAUCUUCCCGUAUUAUGUGAAAAUAAGACGAAAUGAACAAGUUGAAGGAGUCCAGGAGGAGCUCUCUUUUCCAGAGUUCGAUCAAGGAACAAUUCACGGAAAAGGAACUUAGAGAUCUUCGUACGGCUUUCGAACUCUGCGAUAGAAACCGAGAUGGUGAAGUAACUAGAGGAGAGUUCAAAAUAAUGCUGAGCAAUUUGGGUAUAGAUGUAAAGGAUGAAAUUCUAAAAGAACUUAUGAAUAACGCUAGUCAUGAUGGAUCCGAAACGAUAGACGAGAACGACUUUCUGAAUUGGGUCAAGCAAAUUCAAAAUUUGAGGCCUGUUCUGAAAGCGGACAGUUGCGAGGAUCUUUUGGCUGCCUUCAAAGUUUUUGAUCUCAACAAAGACGGUUACAUAACGAAAGAUGAGCUGAAGACUGCCAUGGAAACCAUCGGUGAAGUAGCGACCGACGACCAAAUAGAUGAUUUCAUCGUGAAAGCCGACAAAGAUAAAGAUGGAAAAAUUAAUUAUGAAGAGUUCGUGAAGAUGCUAUCUUGAUGAAAACUUGGAAAUCCGCAAUACAAACCCAAAUGUGAUAAAUUCAUUAGAGUUAACUGUGUGUGUAUCUACUCAAAUAAAGAAUUUAUAAUAUCGGA